UAUGGGUAUUUAAUAGAUAGCCUCUAGAGUCAGGGUUUCUUCAUAGUUCUAUGAGAAGAGAUUUCUGACCAUUUUAGGACCUAAAUUUCCAUCUUUUUAGGUGGAAAGUCAUACUCUACAAGUAGCAAUAACUGUGAAACUUACCAACUGGCUUGUAAUAAAUUUACAGUUUGAUUCUGAAGAAGCAGGGCUAAAAUAUAAGCAUUUUAAACGAGAGUAACCAUAUUUUAGAUAAUUUGUAGAAUUAGUGAAGAUCACUCUGAUGUUAAAAUAUUCAGUGCCUCUGUAACUUAACUUGAAGAGACCGUCAAGUUAUAUGGCAUUAAUAAUAUUAAUCACACUGUCACAUGUAGGACAGUUUUGAUAGGUGUUAUUGUGAAUGAUUAGUUACGGAAAAUUGAUUCUCUUAAUCUUGGAAAAAGUAAAAAGCACAAUCAUUAUAAGUUGCUGAAAAAUAAUAGAGAAUAGUUUUCAGAAGCAGUGGGGAAUCUCGAGAUGUGUGCAUCAAAAUCAUUCCCAAUUUGUCAGAGUUUUGACACUUUAAUUCAAGAUAAUAAUUUAAUAAUAAAUCACUUAUAAUCGCAGACUUGCCUGUUUUAUUGGUGAAUAAGUCCUAUUUUUUAUGCUGAAUCUUAGUUAUUAGCAAAAGAGUACAGGAACAAGUGAGUAACAUGGUGGGAAUUGUUGCCAAGAAUUCACAGUUAGUGGAUCUUGUGCUUAAGAGCCAUCAAGCUGGGCCAUUAGAAAGAUUAUUGUCAGAAUAGACAAUUUUUUAUUUCAAUUGAAUUAUUAUUUGUAAACUUAUUCUAGUAAAGGACUGACAAUUUGGUUGCACUGCUGUUUUUUGAACUCGUUAGAUUAAGCUUAAUAUCCUCCCAAACUCUCUAGAAAUUUUUGAAGUGCUAGUUUUAAAGUUUUAGAAAGAUCCUCACCAAAAAAGAAUCUUGAAAGUUUUUUGUAAAUAAGAUUCAGAAAGUCAUAGAUAUAAAUGUUCUAAUAGGUUUCAGGAGAUUAUCAUAUUAAAACUGUUUUCUGUCAAAAAUUAUUAGAUUUUAGAUUAAUUAAGUUAUUCAGAGCAUUUAGUCCUAAUUUUUUGGGCUUCUCGAUAUUGCUUUUCUCCAAGCCAGAGCCAUUUUAGAAGACAAAGCAUGACUCUCAGAGAAUUUUUUACCACUUGGCUUAGUGGCUCAAAAUUGGUUCAUAAGCCUUUUUGUGUGAUCUCAGGUUUUGCUCUGUGAAUAAACAUUCGAGUUCUCAAUCUCUCUUUCAUUUCCAAAAGUACUAAAUCCCAAUGAACUACUAUCAGAUCCAUUCUCAAGUUGGCUCUCUUCUUCAUGAAUAGUGUCAAGAUCUUGAAUAAAAGAAGUAGCCAUUGUUGUGCACUCGCCCUUAAUCUCCAUAUCUCUUGUAUCAUUUUUGGGACAGCCAUUGGUUUCUCUAUUGUCUUCAUCUUCAAUAAAGAAGAUACUUUCUUUAAAAUCAGAUUGCUCAAUGUAAGAGUUAGGGGAUGCUCCUGAUAAUGCAACUUUUUGGCUUUUCAUAUUUAACAUAAAUUAUUAUUUCA
This is a messenger RNA of Moneuplotes crassus, 1564 nucleotides long. NCBI's taxonomy places the organism in Eukaryota, Ciliophora, Spirotrichea, Euplotida, Euplotidae. The record is from the annotation of a GenBank genome assembly.